This is a messenger RNA of Ochotona princeps (American pika), 1873 nucleotides long. RefSeq names its product cytidine and dCMP deaminase domain containing 1 (gene CDADC1). Gene Ontology annotation, molecular function: zinc ion binding; dCMP deaminase activity. The transcript has 9 exons. Lineage: Eukaryota; Metazoa; Chordata; Mammalia; Lagomorpha; Ochotonidae. The record is from RefSeq and is a predicted model, not a curated record. Gene Ontology annotation, biological process: dTMP biosynthetic process; dUMP biosynthetic process. Gene Ontology annotation, cellular component: cytoplasm. The coding region runs from base 123 to 1565 and encodes 480 amino acids.
UGCGCCGGCCUUGGCAGUUGCUCCACAGAUGCUGGGAGAGGCCAGGGGGUGUAGUUGCUGAGGGACUGGAUCAUGCCUGACAGGGAGCGGGUUCCUGAGAAGCAGAAGCCGCUGGGCUUGGGAUGAGAGAAGCAGCGCAGAUGCAAAAUCUGGAGAGCGCGGGGCCCGGGCGGUCAGUCAGCACGCAGACUGGUAGCAUGACAGGUCAGAUCCCACGGCUUUCCAAAGUCAACCUUUUCACGCUGCUCAGCCUGUGGAUGGAGCUCUUCCCGGCAGCCGAGGCCCAUAGGGAGAAGCCGCAGAAGUCGCAGAAAAAUGAAGAAGAAAAGCAUGAAUCCUUGGGAGAUAACAAUGAAGACACAGCCAGGGUAUCUACUGACAAAAAACAGGUGAAGAGAACUGGCCUUGUGGUGGUGAAAAACAUGAAAAUUGUUGGUCUCCACUGUUCCAGUGAAGAUUUACAUGCUGGGCAAAUUGCUCUUAUUAAACAUGGGUCAAGGCUGAAAAAUUGUGAUCUUUAUUUUUCCAGAAAGCCAUGUUCUGCUUGUUUGAAAAUGAUUGUAAAUGCUGGAGUUAACCGCAUUUCAUAUUGGCCUGCUGAUCCUGAAAUAAGUCUGCUCACUGAGGCUUCUAGUUCUGAAGAUGCAAAGUUAGAUGCCAAAGCCGUGGAAAGAUUGAAGUCAAAUAGUCGGGCCCAUGUGUGUGUCUUACUUCAACCUUUGGUGUGUUAUAUGGUACAGUUUGUAGAGGAGACAUCUUACAAAUGUGACUUUGUUCAAAAGAUUACAAAAACAUUACCCGAUGCUAAUAUUGACUUUUAUUCUGAAUGUAAACAAGAAAGAAUGAAGGAAUAUGAAAUGUUAUUUUUGGUUUCCAAUGAAGAAAUACAUAAGCAAAUACUGAUGACAAUAGGUUUGGAGAACCUGUGUGAAAACCCAUACUUUAGCAACCUACGGCAAAACAUGAAAGACCUGAUCCUGCUUUUGGCCACAGUAGCUUCCAGUGUGCCCAGCUUUAAACACUUUGGAUUUUAUUGUAACAAUCCAGAACAGAUUAAUGAGAUUCACAAUCAAAGUUUGCCACAAGAAAUUGCAAGGCACUGCAUGGUUCAGGCCAGAUUAUUGGCAUAUCGAACUGAGGAUCACAAAACUGGAGUUGGCGCAGUCAUUUGGGCAGAAGGGAAGUCAAGAAGUUGUGAUGGAACAGGUGCCAUGUACUUCGUAGGAUGUGGUUACAACGCUUUUCCUGUUGGAUCUGAGUAUGCUGAUUUCCCACACAUGGAUGACAAGCAGAAAGACCGAGAAAUAAGGAAAUUCAGAUAUAUCAUACAUGCAGAACAGAAUGCCUUGACAUUUAGGUGUCAAGAAAUAAAACCAGAAGAAAGAAGCAUGAUUUUUGUGACGAAGUGUCCAUGUGAUGAGUGUGUGCCCUUAAUUAAAGGUGCAGGAAUAAAACAGAUCUAUGCAGGGGAUGUAGAUGUUGGAAAAAAGAAGGCAGACAUCUCUUAUAUGAAGUUUGGGGAACUUGAGGGUGUUAGCAAAUUCACGGCCUUCUCUAGUGAUUAAAAGAUUCUUUAGUGUCUGGAUAUAGGAAUGUGAUGAAAUUCCAGAAUGCCAGGCCUGAGCAGACCCAGCUGCUAAAAGUGUUUAACCUGGAGCAAGCCACAGCAACCUCUCAUCUUCCUUACCUGCAGAACAAAUGGGUAGGAUUGUUCAAGUCCCUUCUCUAAGAGUGCUACUGAUUCUGACCUAGGAUCACUCAGGUGGCGUUAUUAGGGCUUUGCUGAUAUACACAGUACUAACUCCUUUCUCUUGUAUGAUAUAAAAUUUAAAAAGCAGUAUGCUGAAGCAAAGUCUGUUAAAUCCUUUUGAAG